Messenger RNA from Girardinichthys multiradiatus, 2573 nucleotides. RefSeq names its product tRNA-yW synthesizing protein 1 homolog (S. cerevisiae) (gene tyw1). The transcript has 17 exons. Bases 59 to 2371 code for a protein of 770 amino acids. Gene Ontology annotation, molecular function: catalytic activity; FMN binding; 4 iron, 4 sulfur cluster binding. The record is from RefSeq and is a predicted model, not a curated record. Lineage: Eukaryota; Metazoa; Chordata; Actinopteri; Cyprinodontiformes; Goodeidae. Gene Ontology annotation, biological process: wybutosine biosynthetic process.
GCGGCCAACCAACAUGGCAGCGCACUACGUCGCAAGCUUGUGAGGACGGAGUAUUUGAAUGUUUUCACUUUUUGCAACGAUGUUAGCUUUGUUUGGAGUUAUUUUCCUUUGUGUGGGUAGUCUGUCGAUCUCGGAGAAUACAGUCUCACAGGAUGUCCACAGUCCCACUGAGAACUAUUUGCUGUGGAUGUGGCAACGCAGACUGUACAUUUACUCUGCUGCUGCUCUGCUCUUCGGUUUUUGUUUCUUCCUCCAAGUUGCACGAAGGAAGAUAAACGACACAGAGGAUUCAAAGGCCAACAAAGCUGCAAAAAGCAACAACAGCUCAGAGAAAGAUGCUGAUGUUCAUGUUUCAGGGGUUAAAAUCUUCUAUGGCUCACAAACUGGAACAGCAAAGGGUUUUGCCACAGAGCUUUCAGAGGAGGUGGAGAACUUGGGCAUCUCAGCUCAGGUGAUUGACAUGAAGGUCUACGAUCCAGACGAUCAACUUGUAGACGAGUGUGUCACUAAAUCAGUCUGCGUGUUUCUCGUGGCCACCUACACUGACGGACAGCCCACAGAGAACGCGGAGUGGUUCUGUAAGUGGGUGGAAGAGGCUUCCACUGACUUCCGAUACGGAAUCAAAUUCCUCAAAGGCCUUCGGUACGCAGUGUUCGGCCUCGGCAACUCUGUCUACGUUGGUCACUACAACACGGUGGGUAAAAAUGUGGACAAGUGGCUGUGGAUGCUAGGCGGGAAGCGAAUCAUGAGCAGAGGAGAGGGCGACUGCAACGUGGUGAAGAGUCGAAAUGGUAGUGUUCAGGCAGACUUCCUGGCCUGGAAGGUCAAGUUCCUGAACCGCCUAAAGGCUCUGUCAAAAGGAGAGAAGAAGAGCUGCAGUGGGAACUGUAAGAGUGGAGGAUCCUGUAAGAAUAAGAAGAAACACGGAGCAGAUGAGGAGGAGAAAGCGGCUGUGCAGGAUAACGGCUCUGAGGUGGAUUUAAUUGAAUCCAGCAGUGAGGAUGAAGAGUCUGUCUUGCCAGAUGAGAAAAUAUCCCGUUCUGUGGUAGACGUGGAGGAUCUGGGCAACAUUAUGACUAACAUAAAGAAAGCAAAGGGAGUGAAGGAGGAUCGUGUAGACGGCCAGGUGGUGAAGCUGUCCAAACUGAAUGGCGUAACAAAGACUGAAGAUGAAGAGGAAAGAAGAGAGAUGAUCACCCCGGCUCUGAGGGAAGCACUGUCUAAGCAAGGAUAUAAAUUAAUUGGAAGUCACUCUGGAGUGAAGCUUUGCCGAUGGACCAAGUCGAUGUUACGAGGGAGAGGAGGUUGUUACAAGCACACGUUCUAUGGUAUUGAGUCCCAUCGCUGCAUGGAGACUACCCCCAGCUUGGCCUGUGCAAACAAGUGUGUCUUCUGCUGGAGACAUCACACCAACCCUGUGGGCACAGAGUGGCGCUGGAAAAUGGACCCUGCAGAGGAAAUCCUGCAGGACGCCCUGGAAAAGCACCAGAACAUGAUACGGCAGUUCAGAGGUGUCCCUGGAGUGAAACCUGAGCGGUAUGAGGAGGGUUUGUCCGUCAAGCACUGUGCCCUGUCCUUGGUGGGCGAGCCAAUCAUGUAUCCGGAAAUCAACACAUUUCUUCGCCUCCUUCACUCUAAUAGGAUCUCUAGUUUCCUGGUCACAAAUGCACAAUUCCCAGAGGAAAUCAGGAACCUGGUGCCAGUCACUCAGUUGUACGUCAGUGUGGAUGCCAGCACCAAGGAUAGUCUGAAGAAGAUUGACCGGCCACUUUUCAAGGACUUCUGGCCUCGAUUCCUCGACAGCCUCAGGGCUUUGGGAGAGAAGAGACAGAGGACAGUUUACAGACUGACGCUGGUGAAAGCCUGGAAUGUGGAGGAGCUGCAGGCCUACUCGGAGCUCAUCGCUCUGGGACAACCCGACUUUAUCGAGGUUAAGGGUGUGACGUACUGCGGGGAGAGCUCUGCCAGCAGCCUGACCAUGGCGAACGUUCCCUGGCAUCAGGAGGUGGUCGCCUUCGUCCGGCAGCUGGCUGACAUGCUGCCUCACUAUGAGAUCGCCUGUGAGCAUGAGCACUCGAACUGUUUGCUCAUUGCACACACUAAGCGCUGUUCUCCACCAUCCCAUUCUGCAAGGAGUGAUAGUUGUUUGUUCAAGGUGAAUGGUGAAUGGUGGACAUGGAUCAACUACGACCGCUUCCAGGAACUGGUCCAGGCUCACGACGACAGCGAAGGACAGCAGAGCUUCUCGGCUUUGGACUAUGUUGCCAAGACCCCCAGCUGGGCUCUGUUCGGGGCAAAUGAGCAAGGGUUCGACCCGGCCGACACGCGCUUUCAGCGACGCAACAAAACCAAAGAUAUCUCUGGAUGCUAGUACUAAAGGUGAAAUAUUUUGGAGGGGGUGAAUGAAUUGAACGAGCUGCCGCGACUCAGUGAAAAAUGCAUAAAUGCUGGGUUUUAUUUUUAUCUUUAGAGAUUCUGUGAACCUUCUCCGUCUUACUUGUUGUAUUUGGACCGUUAAAUGUAUUUGCACCACAACAUGAUGAACAUUAAAACUACUAACCUUUGUCUCCAUA